UUAGAAGUCAUGGAGAAAAAGAAAGGAAAUAAGACGAAGAUCAAAGACCCGAACGAUCCUGUCAGAAACUUCGAGAAAUGGAAGAAGAAGUACAACAAGACGAAAACACGAAUCAAGACAGAGAAGAGACAUGUGAGGAAACCCGAGUGGCAGACGGAGAGGGAACAUAUCGAUAAACUUGUCAGCAAGUACAGCCAGAUAAACCCGCAGGACGCUGUUAAGUUUUCAGAUUUUCCCAUUUCCAAGAAUACUUUGAGAGGUUUGCUUGAUGCACAAUAUCGACUACCAACUGAGAUCCAAAGACAGACAAUUUGUCGGGCUUUGCAAGGAAAAGAUGUGCUUGGAGCCGCGAAGACCGGUUCUGGUAAGACUUUAGCCUUUCUCAUCCCAGUGUUGGAGUGUCUGUAUCGACAGCAGUGGACUGCCAUGGAUGGCUUGGGCGCCCUCGUCAUCUCUCCCACAAGAGAGCUUGCCUAUCAGACCUUCGAGGUUCUCCGCAAGGUAGGCAGAAACCACGAGUUCUCCGCUGGACUCAUAAUCGGCGGAAAGGACCUAAAGAACGAGUCAGAGAAAAUUCAUCGGACCAACAUUGUAAUCUGCACCCCAGGCCGGCUGCUUCAACACAUGGAUGAGACAGCCAGUUUCCAUGCUUCCAGCCUGCAAAUGCUUGUUCUGGAUGAAGCAGACCGCAUCUUAGACAUGGGCUUUGCGGACACCCUCAACGCCAUUGUAGAGAACCUUCCCAAUAGCCGCCAGACGCUGCUAUUCUCAGCUACACAAACGAAAUCAGUCAAAGACCUUGCAAGGCUCAGUCUCAAGGACCCCGAGUACGUGUGGGUCCACGAAGGGGCCAAGUUUAGCACACCGGCCACCCUUGAGCAAAACUAUGUGGUGUGUGAGCUUGACCUGAAGGUCAACAUGCUCUACUCCUUCAUCAAGAGUCAUCUACAAAAGAAGAUCAUGGUGUUCUUUGCCUGCUGCAAGGAGGUGCAGUAUCUGUUCAGAGUGUUCUGCCGUCUGCGCCCGGGUAUGCCCAUUCUGGCCCUUCAUGGUAAGCAGCAACAGAUGAAGCGGGUAGAGGUCUACAACAGCUUCCUCCACAAGAAAAACGCUGUGCUCUUUGCCACCGACAUUGCGGCCAGGGGUUUGGAUUUCCCUGCUGUGAACUGGGUGCUGCAGUUUGACUGUCCAGAAGAUGCCGACACAUACAUCCACAGAGUGGGUCGUACUGCAAGGUAUAAGGAGGGAGGAGAGGCCCUAUUGGUGCUGCUGCCAUCAGAGGAGAAGGGCAUGAUUGCUCAGCUCCAGGAGAAGAAGGUCCCAAUCAAUAAGAUCCAGGUAAACCCUGACAAACUGAUGACUGUGCAAAAGAAGCUGGCAGCCUUCCUGGCCCAGGAGAAGGAGCAAAAGGAAAGAGCCCAGAGAUGUUUUGUUUCAUACCUGCGCUCUGUUUACAUGAUGAAGAACAAAGAUGUAUUUGAUGUGUUUAAGCUCAAGAUUCAUGAGUAUGCCCUCUCUCUUGGCCUUGCUGUGCCUCCCAGGGUGCGUUUCUUAAGUAAAGCUCAACAACAGAGGGCCAACAAGGAAAAGCAAAGACAGGAAGAAUGCCCCAAGGAAGAUAGAGAGCUCGAGAGCUUUAAGGCAAAACUAAAAGGAAAAACAGCAAGCCAGUCCACUGCAGAGGAAACCGGCACAGAAAGCAGUGAGGACACUGGUGAGGAAACAAGUGAUGAACAAGAAGUGGAGGAGGAGGAGAAACUUAAGAUGUUACUGAUUGGUGCCGAUGAGAAUGACGAGGAGGAGGAGGAGGAUCUAAGGGACUUGGACCUACUGACAGUAAAGAGGAAAGAUGUCUUCAGUCUGACUGAAGAUGAGAAUGAGGAAGAAAGCUUGGGCAGUCAGAAAAAGAAACCCACAAAAGAGACAAAGUUCAAAGAAGCCAAGAAGAUUCUGAAGAGAAAUUACAAAGUCAACACGAAAGUGACUUUCACUGACGAAGGGGAGGCAGUACAGCAGUGGCCACCAGUUCAGAGGUCAGCAGUGCCAGUGACUGCCGAGGAAGAUGAGGAGAUGAUUUCGGGUAUCAACGUGGAGAAGGCCAAGGAGAGACUGAAGCGUGAGGAUCAGGAGUAUGACAAGGAGGAGUACCGCCGCAAAAUCAAGGAAAAACACCGCGAGAAGAGGCUGAAGGCUAAUGCUGCGAGAAAGGCGGCUAACAAGCAACAUAUCGAGAGGUCUGAUGAGGAAGAAGAAACCGUGGCAUACCUGGCCAGCGAGGGUGAAGCGUUUGACCCCAGCUCACUUCCUGACCCAGACGAACAGGGCACUGACCUAACAGAGCAGCAGAGCAGCCCUGCUGGAGGCGGCCGGAAACGCAGCUACAGCGAGAGCAGUGAGGAGGAGGAGGACUUCACAGCGGAGAAGGCAAAGAGAGAGAGGCAUCAUGUUAACAUGAGCAUAGUCCAGCCACUGGACACUGGUCUCUCUUUGGCUGAAGAUGAGGAAUUGGUGCUUCGUUUAUUGGGGAACAAGAGCUAGAGCUCUCAAAAUGUAAGAUGAUGUAAAAUUUGAGAUUGCAGCACCUGUUUUCACAUUCUGCUGUAUAAUUUAAUACACCCAAUGGCAACAAGUAUCAAAUUUGACAUCUAUGAGCCAUAUUUUCUCUGAUAUAGAUGAAAUAUUUAUGGUUCAGUUUGUUAGAUUGUUAGAGGAAAAACAUCAGAAUCAUAUAUAUAUACACUAUUUCACAUUGAGAAACCAACGUCUUGCCUCUCUGUCUUGCAGUAUUUGUAGUUAAGUAUAGCAAAGCACAAUGAUCAUUAUAGAUUUGUUGGUGGGAGGUACCUCUGGAGGCAAUGAUUUCAUGUUAUCAGCAUUUAUUUGAAUUAUUUACCAUAUAAAAGACAUGCAUGUUAGGGUUAAUACUCCCAUCUGUGCCCCUGAGCAAGGCAUGGUGAAACAAACUGGAGUUGGUCCCCGGAUGCUGCACGGCGGCUGCCCACUGCUGCCAGCUACACAGCUACGAUGGCUUACAUGCAGAGAGGGAUUUCCCCACGGGGAUCAAUACAGUAAAUCCAGAAAAAUAUUGAUAUUGUUGUAAUUUAGAGUGAUUUGAAGGUCGUCUAGCAAAACUUGACAACAUGGUAAAACUUGUACCUACAGACACAGUGUGUCUACUGCAUAACUUGGAAAAUUCCGUAGUGACAUCAUGACCUGUUAAAUAAAUUAAUAUCACAGACUUUGAAUCGCAUCAUGUUAUAUCCUACACCAAGUAUCCAACAGGAAGUACUCUGAACUACCACAAAGUUGACCUUAAGUACCACAGAGUGUACCACGGCUAACGUACUUGUAGACUCGAGCUGCUUUAUGUUAGAAGUCCUGUCACGCUGCAGGCCAUAAAAAGCGUAAAUGAGGCAGUAUCUUCAUCAAAUGUCCCUGUUGUCUACCUCACUGGGAUGACUCCUGUUUAUUCCUCACACAUCUUGCAUUUCUGCUUUAUAUCGUUUGUGUGUGGAAGUGUCCUACGCUGACUUCCUGGCAGCGUGUGGGGUGUGUGGAUGGGGAGGAAAUGGUAAAACCUUCACAGCCGUCCAGCAGGCUUUUCUGUAGAAAAGCCACUUCACUGAUGACAGAGAAUUGUUAUCACAACAUUCUCCAGCAAGCUUAAAACUCAUUUUUCAUGAUCAAUAUUCUGCUUUCCAGAUUGUCAUAUGUCUGUUGUGUAUCUGCCCCCCCCCCCCCAUUUGUCCUAAGAAUUGAACUUUAGCCACUUGUUUCUUGGGUCCAGAAGGCUGGGGCAUAACAUUUUGCUAUACAAUUUUUUUUUUUGGUAAAAAUAAAUCACCU
This is a messenger RNA of Lampris incognitus (smalleye Pacific opah), 3846 nucleotides long. RefSeq names its product DEAD (Asp-Glu-Ala-Asp) box polypeptide 10 (gene ddx10). NCBI's taxonomy places the organism in Eukaryota, Metazoa, Chordata, Actinopteri, Lampriformes, Lampridae. The coding region runs from base 10 to 2538 and encodes 842 amino acids. The transcript has 2 exons. Gene Ontology annotation, biological process: rRNA processing. Gene Ontology annotation, molecular function: ATP binding; RNA helicase activity; nucleic acid binding. The record is from RefSeq and is a predicted model, not a curated record. Gene Ontology annotation, cellular component: nucleus.